UAAAAUCUAAGUUAAAAUUUAUUUUUUUUCUCUUUUUGCUACAAAAUUUCCGUUGAAUCAAACUCCAAGCCCGCCAAAAAGCCAAUGUAAAUUAAAAGUGAACAAAAGAAUUUUCGCAUAAUGAAUGGUGGACCCUGUCCUAGAUGCAGCGCACUACUACAGCCAUGUUGUCGCUGCGGAGCAAUACCGUCAAACUUCGCCUUUCUCAGAAAAGUGCUGAAUAAACCGAAGAGGACCCGAAGUUGUCGCCACAAGAGACCACGAUGUGUCACAUUGGCCGCAGGGGGGGACAGUAUUGAUUGCCUGUGCUGUUUGGACGAAAAUUUGGCAGCAAGCAGUGAUCGUCGCCUGCAGACAUGGCAACGCGAACUGCAAUUGCGCAACAACAUAGCCGAUCGACUCGUGCAACGUACCGGCAAAGCAUACUGCGAACUGCUCUUCAAUCGCAGCGUCACUGUCAAUGGACGCGACAAAUCGAUGACGCAGCGACUGUUGGCGCAUGCGGAGAGCGUAAACCCGAGAGCACAUCAUAAAAAAGCUGCCUUCACGGAUUGUUUUCCAGAUGGCUGUUGUACAAUGGAGCUGAUUUCCACACAACCUGCUAAACAGAGAUAUUUUGAAGUUUCUGGCCUGCCAGCGGGUGUAAAAUGUGAGCUCAUCGGCGAGAAUUGCUGUGUACGCCGAUCCGGUUGGGUAACCUCGCGAGCAGUACAGGAAAAUAUUGCCGCCAAAGUCAAAGACAUCCGACGUGUGCUACCAUUUUUCCCAGACAUUGAGUACUUGCAAAUUAUUGGCAGACAAAUGACACUUUACGAAAAGCCAGUAGACUUUGAUGAAUAUGCUUGUUUGAAGGAAGUGGUUGACCAGGAAAUUAUCGAUGAACCUUGCACCAACGAAACCUGUCCGAUCAAUGCGAAUAUUGCGCUGGCAGUAGACUCGGAGGAUGGUGAAGUUGCGACGGAUGAGAAUGCGCUGGAGGUCGAUGGCGCUGAGCAGCAGAAGGAAGCGGUCGAAAAUGUGAUGAAAUCUGAAUUGCAUGAAAAUAUAGACGAAAAUAUGGCAGCGCUGGCAGCUGAUGAAAAAGAAAGUAGCGCCAUAAGCUGCUCUAACAGCGAUAUGGAUUUUUACAGAGAGCUUCUUUCGAAUAGAGCGAAAUGUCACGAUAUCUUCUACAGACCUUAAGGACGUGCUGUGCUCAAACCUUGCUAUCAAAUCGUCAACUUGAGUAGGCGGAGGAAAUUUAUGCGCCUGAUGAGUGAAAGGUGUCUAUUGGAAAUCAAUAUUGGGCUUGUAGAUAAAUUUGCUUCUACUGCGACAUCACAACCUGCGGAUAUCUAAUAUAUUUAUUGUUGAGGACUAAAGCAUAACCUUUGUCAAAAGUUGUUGUUGACUACAACUACAAAAACAAUUUAUAAAUACUUCAGAAAAAUGUUGCUUGAGCCACAGUCCCAGGAUAUUCCAUUGCAGCGGUCCACUUUUUUUGCGAAUAGAAGUGCACCUUAUUUUGCUUUCUCAACAUUGGAAUCACUCUGUAUAAAUAUUUUGCCAACUUUUGUUUACAAUUCAAAAAUCU
Molecule: messenger RNA, 1573 nt
Organism: Bactrocera tryoni
Lineage: Eukaryota; Metazoa; Arthropoda; Insecta; Diptera; Tephritidae
Exons: 2
Coding region: 121-1182 (353 amino acids)
Source: RefSeq, a predicted model, not a curated record